AUGGUGGACAAUUGGGAGCCGGAGUUCUCCGCGUCGGCCACUGGCAAUGCCGUGCUGGACGCGGCGCGUGGAAUCACGGGUUCAGGAGCCGCAGCUACGCAGGAACAGGGCCGUGCUGAAUGGACGCGACUGGAGCUCUGCAUUAUCGCUAGUCUGCAGCUAGUGCUGGUGCUGGUUGCCUACCGCAUGGACCGCUCACAGCACCCGAUGCUGAUCUCCGAGUCAGCUGUUGCCAUCUUUUUCGGCGUUUUGUUUGGUGCCAGCAUACUGAUCUUUUAUCCGAUGGAAUCACUAAACAAUGGCAUGGACCCUGAAGUGCUCUUCUACGCGCUGUUACCACCGAUUAUCCUGGAAGCUGGAUUCAAUAUGAAGAAAACGGGAUUUUUCUCCAACUUCAACGCAAUCAUGCUGCUAGCUAUCGUGGGAACACUAAUCGCGACGUUCAUCACGGGUGGGAUACUGCUUUGGGUUGGAGACAUGGGUCUCAUCACCAAGCUGACGGCUGCAGAGGCGUAUCUUUACGGCGCUCUUAUCUCAGCAGUGGAUCCAGUCGCCACACUGUCAGUGUUCAAAAAGAAUGGUGUCCCUCCACUUCUAUUCAAUCUUGUCUUCGGUGAAAGCAUGCUAAAUGACGGCGUUGCUAUUGUGUCGUUUACACUGUUUCAAGGCCUUAUUCGAGAUGGUAUAGCUGACGUUACCUUGAAUAACGCGGGUCUAAUUAUUAUCGAGGUGUUCGGUAUUGGCUUCGGCUCAGUGGGUCUGGCAGCAGUCGUGUGCUUCACGUCGGCGUUUUUACUCAAGCAAGCCGACCCAGUACUUCAGCAAUAUCCUUCCUACGAGAUUUCAAUUGUACUGCUAUCUGCGUACUUGAGUUACGUGAUCGCUGACCUCGUUGGAAUGAGCGGUAUCGUGGCGCUGUUCUUCUCGGGGGUGCUGAUGAGCCACUACCACUUGCACAACAUUGCAGACGAGAGCGCAACGGCUCUGAGGCAUCUACUGACGACGUCGUCCUUUUUGGCCGAGAACUUUGUAUUCGUCUACAUGGGAAUGAGUGUGGUGGCGUACUCUGGGUACUUUACAUGGGACUGGGGAUUUAUUCUCGCCAAUUUGGUCGCUUGUCUUGUGGGUCGCUUGCUGAACACGUUCCCCAUGUGCAUGCUUGCGAACUUUGGACGGUCAGAAGACAACAAGAUUCCGUUGAGUCACAUGGUGGUUAUUUGGUUUGCUGGACUACGAGGUGCAAUUGCCUUUGCUCUGGCCCUGAAUGUCUACACACCCAACCGUGUGCAUGCAAGUGUCAUACAAAGCACGACGCUAUUUACCGUCAUGUUUACGACUCUGGUCUUUGGAAUGGGUACAAGUCCGGUGCUUCGCUACUUUGGCUUGACAGCUAGACAGGAGCAGGAACGAGCACAUGACGACGAGGGUGUGAACGAACGUCUGCUGAGCGACGAUGUCGAGCAUGACGCGGACACUUCAUUCCGCCCCAUUGAUCGCUCAACUCCCCGUCGCAAAGUCAGUGGUAUCCAUGGCCUUUGGGAACGCAUUGAUGAGGAGUACCUGAAGCCACUGUUCGGUGGUCGUCCACGCGAUCAGCAGCAAGAAGUGGACGAGUCAAUCGCAGCGAUGGCGAAGAACCACGACGACGCCGAGAAUGCAGUGUAA
Phytophthora infestans T30-4 is the source of this 1665-nucleotide messenger RNA. Its product is annotated as Monovalent Cation:Proton Antiporter-1 (CPA1) Family. The record is from RefSeq and is a predicted model, not a curated record. The transcript has 9 exons. Gene Ontology annotation, molecular function: sodium:proton antiporter activity. Gene Ontology annotation, cellular component: membrane. Gene Ontology annotation, biological process: regulation of pH; proton transmembrane transport; sodium ion transport. Bases 1 to 1665 code for a protein of 554 amino acids. Lineage: Eukaryota; Oomycota; Peronosporomycetes; Peronosporales; Peronosporaceae.